UGUAAAGAGUAAGAGAUGGGGUAUUUCCACAGGCUGAAAUCGAGCUGUCACAAGCUCUGCCCUGAGAGGACGUUUGAGGACAGGUUUUUAAUGAGGUGUGCUCGAUGUGACGAUUACUGCGAGUCCUGCGAUGCCUCUGAAUGUUACCUGUGUGAGGAAGGCUUCUUCCUGUCAGAUGGAAAGUGUGUAGAAAGCUGUAAGGAGGGAUUCUAUGGUGACGUGAAGCAGGAGUGUGAGCCGUGUCACCGCACGUGUCGAUCAUGUGGCGGUCCGGACAAUAACGACUGUGAUUCCUGCGAAGAUGACAUGUUUCUAGACAAGGGUCAAUGCAUCAGCAAGAGCGAGAUCAAGUGUCCCGACGGAAAGUUCCUAAACGGUCAGGGUGAGUGUGAGCAGUGUGACUCCUCCUGCAGGACGUGUUCAGGGCCAGGGGAAGACCAGUGUGACUCCUGUCAGAAAGACAUGUUUCUCACCAACAGCCAGAGGUGUGUGUCCGAUUGUCCACGUGAGACUCAUGGGAACCGGACGAGUGGACGCUGUGAAGACUGUUCAGCAGGCUGUUUGGUGUGUCAGGACUCACAUCACUGUGUGAAAUGCAAAGGAAGCUUUGGUCCGCUCUACUUGCAGGACGGCAAAUGUGUUGCUGAGUGUAAAAGGGGUUACCCAGAGGCCGAUGUUUGUCACAGUUGUGCCGUGGGAUGUGCUUCCUGUGAGGGGGGAGCCGAUAUUUGUCAGAGCUGUGAGGAAGACUAUGUGCGUUUCAAACACACCUGUAUGCAUCAGUGCCCUUCCAGGCACUUUGUUAAAGAUGGAGUAUGUGAGCUCUGUCCAAACGGUUGCGCCGAAUGUGACCAAACGAGCAAAUGCAGUGCAUGUGGAGAGUACUACUUCCUGCAUGAGGAUCAAUGUCUGGGUGACUGUCCCAAGGGCUACUUCACAAACACUGAGCAGAAGCGCUGUAUGCUGUGUCACAGUGACUGUGCAGAAUGUAAUGGACCUGAUGACGAUGACUGCACCUCCUGUGGGAAUUAUGGAGAUGUUCGUCACAACGGAAAGUGUCUGAUCCGAUGCCCGCCAGAAACAUACCUGGACGGAGCAGAGUGUCGAGAGUGUGAUAAAUCCUGCCUGACGUGCUCGGGUCCUCAUCCAUCCUCCUGCCUCACCUGCAGAGACAACAUGAAGAAGGAUGUGAACGGCCACUGCCAGUUCUUCAGUGACUGCUCUCUGCACACGUUCGCCGAUACGGACGGCCAGUGCAAGUCCUGUCACAAGAGUUGUCUCCGCUGCUCGGGCGCCGGCAAAGAGCUGUGCCUCAGCUGCAACCCCAAACACUUCCUGUUCAAUCAGAUGUGUGUGUCCACGUGUCCGGAUGGUUACUAUGUGGACGAGGACAAGCAGGAGUGUGUUCAGUGUCAUGUGAACUGUGCGUCAUGCCGUGGACAUCACAGUAAUGACUGUAUAUCCUGUAAACCAGGUCUGCUUCUGCUCGGACACAGCUGCUUCUCCACCUGCCCACCAAGUUACUUUGUGAACGCCACUAGCAGAGCAUGUCAAGAGUGUGACCACACGUGUGAGGAAUGCUCAGGAAGCAGCCGCUUCUGUCUCAGCUGUAGAGAUGGAUACUUCCUGAUGAGAAAGUCCGGACAGUGUCUGCGUACAUGCCCGUCAAACUACUUCCUUCACACCUUCGACGGAGACUGCCAGAGAUGCCACCCCACCUGUAAAACAUGCAAGGGCUCUGGUGCGGUCUCCUGUACAUCAUGUUACGACGGUUUCGAAAUGUAUGGAGGAAUCUGCUCGUCUUUGUGUCUAAUUGGGGAAUAUCCCAUCACUGUGAAUAACUCAUGUGCGAAAUGUGACCCAUCCUGUGAAGAAUGUAAAGGCCCGGGACCCUACAGCUGCAUCUCGUGCCCGGUUCUACAGCGCCUCACAGAGGAUGGGAGGUGUCUUCACUGCUGUGGAGAAAAGAACACAGGCAAGGAUUCCUCAAGAUUCCACUCGGAAUGCUGCCAGUGCCAGGCACUCAAUGAUGAAUGCAUUGUCGCACUGAGCUACAACCUCUUCAGUAACGAUCAUGUGACUUCGGUUCAUCCUGGCCUUUUUGUUUUCACUGUCAUAUUUGUGCUGGUGAGCUUGUGGCUCGCCAUUUUUCUCUUCCUGCAUUUUCGGCAGAAGAUCACCUCAAAACCCAUCGUCAAAUUGAACGGCUACACCAAAAUCACAGAUGACCCCUUCACCUCUGCGACCCUGAGGGACAGCAUGCCGAUGGAUUAUUGCGAUAAAGAAAAGGGCCAAGAGGAAGAUGAGGAUGAGGAUGAGGACAUCGUUUACAUGGGGAUGGACGGGAUAGUGUAUCGAAAGUUUAAAUACAGCCUGUUGGAGGGGGAUGAGGAAGAGGAGGUGGUGGAGCUGGAAUAUGAUGAUAUGUAUACUUUCACAUAAAACAUUAAAAGCUUGUUUGUUUUUCUUUGAUAUGUGCAUAUAAUUGUUAUUUAUUAACAUUUUGACUUGCAGAAACCCACUAAGCUUCACCAAUCAACAAUUAAAGAAAGUUCAUCCAAA
This is a messenger RNA of Carassius auratus (goldfish), 2562 nucleotides long. Its product is annotated as proprotein convertase subtilisin/kexin type 5-like. The transcript is spliced from 12 exons. The record is from RefSeq and is a predicted model, not a curated record. NCBI's taxonomy places the organism in Eukaryota, Metazoa, Chordata, Actinopteri, Cypriniformes, Cyprinidae. The coding region runs from base 16 to 2442 and encodes 808 amino acids.